Molecule: messenger RNA, 1971 nt
Organism: Exaiptasia diaphana
Lineage: Eukaryota; Metazoa; Cnidaria; Anthozoa; Actiniaria; Aiptasiidae
Exons: 4
Coding region: 76-1014 (312 amino acids)
Source: RefSeq, a predicted model, not a curated record
UCUUCAACAAAGUUAAAUUAUUGUUGCUGUUURGUAAGACACAGGUUUACAAGAAUUAAGUUCAAGAAGGACGUCAUGAAGAUCGGCAUUUUUGUUGCGAUUUCUUGCAUCCUGCACAUUACUGGUGCGAUGCCAGUAUUCGAUGUCAGUGUUGAAUACUUCUCUGGUAAGACCAAUCCCAAAUGGAAACUUGACCAAAGCAGUCCAAACUACACCGAAAUCAGCAACCUGUAUACAGUCGCUGAGAAAAGCAAACAGCUUUUCACUCUUGAAAACAUGCCUUCUGUUUUGGGAUACAGAGGUUUUGUUCUAAGCGAUGGAAAGGACACCUAUGUGCUAGUUGUUGGCCAGAAGACCGUACAAUUGCAAAAGUUGUUACUAGAAUCAGCCCCGAAAGGUCUCUUGAGCAGCAAGUUGUUGAGUACCUUGACAACAGCCAUCGAAAAAGGGAUUGAGCCCAUUUUGACGCGAAGGGAACGACGUUCAACAAACUAUCCACCAGGGAAUACCUGGAAAGAUGUAAAGGUUUUAAAGUGCAACAAUUGUUAUAACUAUGGAACUGAUAGACUAUCGGCAUUUCACCGUGAUCGCGGACUACCUGGACUUGGCGGUGGACUAGUUUAUACUGACCCUAUCACGCCCGUUAACCUCAGAAAUUCCGCUGUCCUCGAUAGAUUAAUUGUGACACCAGCGGUUGGAGGGAAUAUCCCUGUGAUCCCUCAACACCAACAGGCUGCUAGGCAUCUUGUGGCACUAGUUGUUGCUCAAGAAUCUUUUCCUGGAGCCGAUGACGAUGAUUUUCACUGGUAUCGUCUAGAUAGCAACAACAACGGCCGCUGGUCGCAUAAACCUGGUGCGUCACCAGUAACAAUUCGUGAUGGGAACAACAAUUACAUCCUCGAUCCGCGAAUUGCAGUUAACGACCCACUUGGUCCUAAUUACGUUUUUGACAAUUUCAUGACAGUCCCAAAAAAUGUUGUCACCGUGCAAGGUGAGGUGGAGAAUUCGUGUUAAAUUCACGAAUUUGCUUUUUAAUCGAUGUUGAAAACUGGGUUAUGGCGGCCUUGAAGGAUUUUACGAGCGGCAAGUGCAUGAUUUGAGUCAUUUCAGGAAGUGUUCUUCGUUUCUAGAUAAGAGACGUCCAGAACUUACGUAGGCUAUGAAUGGCAAGCGCUAAUAAUCAUGAUCAUUUUGACUUCGGAUAAAGAUAAUGAUAUAUAAACGUUGAUUGUGUAGCACUAGGAAAUACACGAGCUAGAAAAAAUAGAAACGUAUAGUGCUUGAGAAAGAGGGUAUUUCGGGAGAAGCAAUAUAUUUUCAUGGGUCUUUCGCCCGGAAUAACUUUCUCACUAUAACUUUCUAUUAUUUCUAGUUCAUAAGUUUAAUUAUACAUAAGAUUAAGUGUAGUAUUAACAUAUCCGAUCUAAAAUUUACGGUAAAGUUCGUAAAUGAAGCCACUACAUAAAAAGCUAACAUCAUGUUUUGAGUAGUCUAGGAAAGAGGAUCCAGACUUUAAUAGUAGAAAGUAGAUUUUAGUUUUUGAAAUAGACUAUUAGGGACUGAGAAAUACUUAUCAGGAGGGGGUUGAUAAUCCAGAGCGUUAUGUAUUAACGGGUAGUGAUUAACUUUUUUGAUUUUUUGAUCUUUAGCUUUAAUUUCCCCUGCCCUCUCCCCCGCCCUCUCUCUCUCUCUCUCGAGAUAAAUAUUACGCAAUCCCUUAGGUUACAUUAGGGGAUAUAACAAUUAUGAUUGUGUGUUUUUGGUGUCAAAAUGAUCAAUCCUCAACACUCAUGCGAUUCAAUCUAGAUUGCCAGAUUACCAGGAACUGCUCAGAUGAUUCGCUAUUUGCAUAUUUGUAACUUGCUGAAUACCAAUAAUUCCUGUCAACCCCACUUCCCUUUUGUCAAUGUUGAUUGAAAAAGCAUAUCCAAAAGCCAAUAAAUGCAAAAAUCAAUAAAAGUCUUCAUUGCA